AUGGUGGUAAAAAGCCCAACUUUUCAGCAACACUUGAUAGACCUGAGGGAGGUGUUCGAGGUACUGGAGCGAUACAGAAUGAGGCUGAAUCCAGCAAAAUGUGCUUUUUUCAUCAGGGGUGGAAAGUUCCUGGGUUACAUGGUGUGUGGAAAGGGUAUCGAGCCCAAUCCUGAGAAGGUAGAGGCCAUAUUGAAAAUGCCUGAACCGACCUGUGUGAGGGACGUCCAAAGACUUACUGGAAGGGUAGUAGCGCUUAAUCGUUUCAUGUCAAGGUCGGCAGAAAGGUGCCUGCCUUUCUUCAAGAAGUUGAGAAAAUUUUCGAAUUUCGAAUGGACCGAGGACUGUCAAGAAGCUUUCAAAGAGCUCAAGUGCUAUCUUAGCUCGCCACAUGUACUUAGUAAUCCGCUGGAAGGGGAAGAGCUCUUGAUCUACUUAUCAGCCUCGGAACAAGUUGUCAGUGUCGUACUGGUGAGAGUGGAAGGAGGAGAGCAGAAGCCAGUAUUCUAUGUCAGCAAAGUGCUCAAAGACGCUGAGAUAAGAUAUCUGAACAUCGAAAAAAUAACAUAUGCUCUAUUGCUAGCAGUCAGAAAGUUCAGGGUUUACCUAGAAAGCCACCAAGGAGUAGUGAUGACAGAUCAGCCAUUGAAGAAAAUUCUCCACAGACCAGAAACCUCAGCGGAGUGCUCCUUCAAUGAAAAACAAGCAGAACCUGGUGAGACAUCCUCGAGAGCAUCAGAAGGAGAUAGAGAAAGGCAGUCCCCUCGAGAAUUCAGCUGGAAGUUGUAUGUGGACGGGGCAUCCAGCGCUGGAGGCAACGGCGCGGGAAUAAUGCUGAAAGGACCUGAAGGGUUCAAAUUUUGCUAUGCUCUGCGUUUGGAGUUCAAGGCCUCCAACAAUGUAGCAGAAUAUGAAGCCCUAAUAAACGGGAUGCAGAUCGCAAAGGAAGUAGGGGCAACUGACCUCGAGAUAAAUAGCAACUCCCAGUUAGUGAUCAGCCAAAUAACGGGGGCAUAUCAGGCAAGAGACCAGACCAUGCAGAACUACUUGGCGAGGGUAAAGGCCAUAGAGGCCAAGCUCAAAAGCCAAGGGAUCAGGGUAAGAUACCAAAGAAUACCUCGGGAGAAAAAUGAAGAGGCAAACCUACUCAGUCGACUCUCUAAGGAAGAGCUGGAGCAGCUCCCAGACAAGGUAUACAUACAAUACAUUAGCACUCUUGCCUUUGACAAAGCAGAUACUAUAAUGGAGAUCAAGGAAAAACGAAACUGGAUGACCUCAUACCUCGAAUAUUUGGAGAGGGGAAAGCUCCCUAAAGAUAAAGCUGAGGCAAAGAAAAUUGCGGCUCGGGCUGUGAACUACCAAGCGGUGAGAGGAACCCUAUACUGA
This is a messenger RNA of Manihot esculenta (cassava), 1383 nucleotides long. RefSeq lists its product as uncharacterized. The transcript is spliced from 2 exons. The record is from RefSeq and is a predicted model, not a curated record. The coding region runs from base 1 to 1383 and encodes 460 amino acids. NCBI's taxonomy places the organism in Eukaryota, Viridiplantae, Streptophyta, Magnoliopsida, Malpighiales, Euphorbiaceae. Gene Ontology annotation, molecular function: nucleic acid binding; RNA-DNA hybrid ribonuclease activity.